AGCUACAGCGAAGAGAUUGGAAAAAAAACAUUAGGCAUGCCUGAGCCGGCCAAGUCUGCUCCAGCACCUAAAAAGGGCUCUAAGAAGGCUGUCACCAAAACGCAGAAGAAGGGUGACAAGAAACGCAAGAGAGCAAGGAAGGAGAGUUACUCCAUCUACGUGUACAAGGUGCUGAAGCAGGUGCACCCCGACACGGGCAUCUCCUCCAAAGCCAUGAGUAUCAUGAACUCCUUCGUCAACGACAUCUUCGAGCGCAUCGCCGGCGAGGCGUCUCGCCUGGCGCACUACAACAAGCGCUCCACCAUCACGUCGCGGGAGAUCCAGACGGCCGUGCGGCUGCUGCUGCCCGGCGAGCUGGCCAAGCACGCCGUCUCCGAGGGCACCAAGGCUGUCACCAAGUACACCAGCUCCAAGUAGAAGGAUUUUAAAUUAACCCAAACGGCUCUUUUAAGAGCCACCACACCCUCCUAAAGAGCUGUAAUUGCUAAUACAAUACGGGAUUUUUUUCUUAUGAAUCACCUCAGUUAUGCAAG
Molecule: messenger RNA, 533 nt
Organism: Empidonax traillii (willow flycatcher)
Lineage: Eukaryota; Metazoa; Chordata; Aves; Passeriformes; Tyrannidae
Product: histone H2B 7
Exons: 1
Coding region: 37-417 (126 amino acids)
Cellular component (GO): nucleosome
Molecular function (GO): protein heterodimerization activity; DNA binding; structural constituent of chromatin
Source: RefSeq, a predicted model, not a curated record